AUGUCCGUUCUUCAAGCAGUCAUUCAGUUAUCUUUUUGGGGGCCAAUUAUACUCUUUACUAUUGGAGUUCCAUCAGUUAUUUUAAAUGUGAUUAUUUUUAUUGGAGUGAAAACAUUUCGACAAUCUCCUAGUUCUUAUUAUAUUGUUACUCAAUCAUUAUUUGAUUUUGGUUCCUUAUUAUUAGUUUUUCUUCAAAUUUUUCCGUCAACAUCAAUAAAUAGAUCUUCAAUAUCGUGCAAAUUGAUUAUUUUUUUUAGUCGAAUAGUAGCACCAUGUGCACUAAGUUUUCUUGGUUUGGCUGCAUUUGAUCGUUGGGCAUGUACAUCAAGAUCAGCAAGAAUACGUAAAUUAAGUUCAAUUCGUAUAGCUCAUUGUAUUGUUUCAAUUACUGUUAUAUUCUGGUCAUUGGUGAGCAUACUUUAUCUUAUUUUUUACGAUUUGAUUCCACCUACCUAUACUUGUGGAUUAACUAAUGAUCUUUUUCAAAAAAUUACCAAUUUUUUUCUGGCUCCUAUAUUAGGUGCUAUUUUUCCUCUUAUCAUUUUAAUUGUAUUUGGUAUUCUUACAUAUCGAAAUCUUCAUCUUAUGACGACUAUUAAUGGUCAACAACAAUCUGUUCCAACUCGUUUAUCAAUAUGGGAACGACAAAUAACAAGAAUGAUGAUUAUUCAAACACUGUUAAAUGUAUCAUGUACACUUCCUCAGUGUAUCUUCCUGAUUUAUACAAUAGCAACAGUUCAACAAAGAGCAAUGAAAAGUUUAAAUCAAAUUUAUAUUGAAUAUCUAUUGGCUCAAUUGUGUGGAUAUAUAGUCUCUCUCGAUUUUGCUUCAUCAUUUUAUAUAUAUUUUCUUUCUUCAUCACGUUUUCGACAGACAACCAAAAUGUAUCUAAAACGUCUUUUACAUUUGGGAAAUGAUCAAGUUACUCCUUUCAACAUUUCUGCUUCAACACUACCAGUUACUGCUACGAAAACUCAUUACAGACAAAAUUGA
This is a messenger RNA of Rotaria sordida, 993 nucleotides long. The record is from the annotation of a GenBank genome assembly. NCBI's taxonomy places the organism in Eukaryota, Metazoa, Rotifera, Eurotatoria, Philodinida, Philodinidae.